CUCAUCACCUCGAUUUUGUUUGCUCGCUGGCUCAGCCUGACGCGAUCGCGGACAAGAAGGCGAAGGAGAACCAGGUGGAGGAGGAGGAAGGGGGAGGAUGGCCGUGCAGUGGCCGCUGGUGGUGCACGGGGUGGUGACGCUGCUGGUGGUGGUCUCGUUCCUUUGUGGGCGCUGGCCCAUCUUCCGCGGCACCUUCGUCGAGAAAAUCCAUUACUUCAUUACCUACGGCGCCUACGACUACUUCCUACGAUUUGUGGUAGCUGCAUUUGGCUCUAGAGGCAGAAAUUGCUUUCUCACAGUUGAAAAUUAUUGUUGUGAACGGCCAAAUCCUAUCUUACAAAUAUUUUAUCUGGUCAUCCUUGGUGUGACAUACUUUAUCAUUGGAAAGUCAUCCUUCAGAUACAUUCCUGGUUUCUAUGUCAGUGAAUUUCACUGGUACACAGGCAUGUUGGCUGUAGGUGUUGGAGUUCUUCUUUUUCUAUUGACUAGCUUUUCAGAUCCAGGAACUGUGACAACUGAGAAUGUUUCUAAAUAUGUAUCUGCAUAUCCUUAUGAUGAUAUCAUAUACAUGGAGAAAGAAUGUUCAACUUGCAAAAUCCUAAAGUCUGAACCUGCUAGAUCUAAGCAUUGUGGCAUAUGUAAUAGAUGUGUUGCCCGAUUCGAUCACCACUGCGGUUGGAUGAAUAAUUGCAUUGGCGAGAAGAACACCCGUUAUUUUAUGGCCUUUCUUCUUUGGCACUUUCUUAUUUGUCUCUAUGGAGCACUUGUCCUCGGAUUAAUUCUUGCUGGUCAAUUGAAAGAGCACAAGAUAAUAUACAUUUUAACUGCUUAUUAUGGCAUUGAACAUUCAUUUUCCAGCUUAUCUCCACAUGUGGUACAGUGGUUGCUGGGUUCAUAUAAUACACAAAUACUUCUGAUAAUGUUUCUGGCAAUAAUUUCACUGCUGCUGGCCGGAUUUUUUGGAUAUCAUGCACAUCUCUGUUUGACAAACACCACAACAAAUGAGACUUUCAAGUGGCAAGACUACAUAAGCUGGAAGAGGAAACUGAAUGAAGCCAAGGCCAGCGCCGCAGCACUGAAGGCCGGUAUACAGACAAUCAGUGAAGAAGCAAAAGCUCCUGAAAGCAAAUGGAGGGCUUUUUUCCGCAGAUCCCCUCUGCAGAAUGAUGAUGUGAUUGUCAAGAAUAACUUGUAUGAUCAAGGAUUAAUCAGUAACAUUUGUGAGAUCAUUUUUCCUUUAUCGCAGAGAAAGUCAUUCUUUCAUCGGAAAUCAACAUAACAGGGUUGUUGUAGACCCCCUUUUUCUCAUAUGUGAUACAUGAAGUUUGCAUUUAAUGUAGGUUACCCAUUAAUGUUUCUUCGGGGACCGGUUAUAUAUUACAGAAAUUGAUGCUGUAGCUUGAAUCUGAUGGAAGAUCCCAACUUCUAUCUUGUUGCAAGGAUUUGGUAUUCCUUGGA
Molecule: messenger RNA, 1458 nt
Organism: Musa acuminata AAA Group (dessert banana)
Lineage: Eukaryota; Viridiplantae; Streptophyta; Magnoliopsida; Zingiberales; Musaceae
Product: probable protein S-acyltransferase 17
Exons: 10
Coding region: 98-1279 (393 amino acids)
Biological process (GO): peptidyl-L-cysteine S-palmitoylation; protein targeting to membrane
Cellular component (GO): Golgi apparatus; endoplasmic reticulum
Molecular function (GO): protein-cysteine S-palmitoyltransferase activity
Source: RefSeq, a predicted model, not a curated record